Tripterygium wilfordii is the source of this 2339-nucleotide messenger RNA. RefSeq names its product receptor-like cytosolic serine/threonine-protein kinase RBK2. The record is from RefSeq and is a predicted model, not a curated record. Gene Ontology annotation, molecular function: ATP binding; protein kinase activity. Gene Ontology annotation, biological process: protein phosphorylation. The transcript is spliced from 9 exons. Lineage: Eukaryota; Viridiplantae; Streptophyta; Magnoliopsida; Celastrales; Celastraceae. The coding region runs from base 443 to 1942 and encodes 499 amino acids.
AACCUCCAAACAAAAUAGGCGUCUGAGGGCGUGAGCGAUGAAGUGAAGGUUUUAUUUCUAAUAGUUUGAAUUUGAUUGAAUGCGACGGUGUCUGCGGAUAGGGAAGCAGCCGCCAAUUUGGUAAAGUUGGAUUGAAAAUGGCCUACACUACUUGAUCAUCAUGAUUAUAUGGAACGUGUUGGAUACACCCAAAAUCCAAAUGGACAUACAUAAUAAGCUCAAAGAUAAACACGAAGGAAAGCUGGAAAGAAGGAAUGGCAAACGGAUCCGAUUUUUAUGCAACUGACGAGGUGAGAUGUCAAGCAAAUAUGGAUGCUAGAGAAACCAUGUCCAACCCCUGUCUUCAUCUCUCUCUCUCCCCUAUCUCCCUCUGUCAUUUCAUUUGGUUCUGGUUUUGGUUUGUGAGACCUCUCUCUCUGGUUUGGCCAUCUUUUGGGAAUUCAUGGGAGAUGUCCGAGAACCUUCUGCUGCUCCAUGCAAUGGUUCUCGGGACAUUGCUGAAGAAAAUCAAGAAAGCAAGCUUACUUCUGUGGCGGGCAGAAGAUCACAGGCUUGUUUGUCUGACCCUCUGGAAUUUCAUGACUUGCAACUUUUGGGUGCUGAGGAUGAUAGCAUAGAUGAGUCAUCUCCAAGAGGAGUUCUUGAUAAGUUCUCAACCAGUAUGGAAUCUGCAAAGACUAGAAAAGAAUCUGAAAAACCUCCGAAGACCAGCACUUCUGACUCAGAAGGCCAAAUAAAUCCCGGAGCCCCCAUUCAUUGGCGUGGCUUCUUUCGUUCGUUGAAAGAAGGACCUGCGGCACACCUUUGGACCAUGCCUCCUUUGAAAAGUGUACCAAAGCUCACCAGAAAGAAAAACAAGAGAAUUAGAGACUCUGUAACUUCUGCUUUCACUACUUUUUUCGAUGCUGAUCUAUGCUAUUUCAAAUCUUCCUGGAAGAACUUUACACUCUCAGAGCUUGAAGCUGCUACCAACAACUUCAGCCAUGAAAAUUUGAUUGGAGAAGGAGGGUAUGCUGAAGUCUACAAGGGAGAAUUGCCAGAUGGACAGCUUGUUGCAAUCAAACGACUGACCAGAGGUUCCCCUGAAGAGAUGACUACGGACUUCUUGUCUGAGCUUGGGAUUAUAGUUCAUAUUGAUCAUCCCAAUCUCGCUAAAUUGAUUGGGUAUGGUGUUGAAGGGGGAAUGCACCUUGUUCUUCAGUUGUCUCCACAUGGGAGCCUAGCCUCUUUGCUUUAUGGCUCAAAGGAAAAACUGGAUUGGGGCAUCCGAUUCAAGGUAGCUUUAGGGACUGCUGAGGGCCUGCAUUAUCUGCAUGAGGGUUGCCAGAGGAGAAUUAUUCACAAAGACAUCAAGGCCUCUAACAUAUUGCUUACAGAGGAUUUCGAGCCUCAGAUUUCUGAUUUUGGGCUUGCAAAGUGGCUACCAGAUCAAUGGACUCAUCACACAGUAGAUAAAGUUGAAGGCACAUUUGGUUACCUUCCUCCAGAGUUUUUCAUGCAUGGUAUAGUAGAUGAGAAGACGGAUGUAUAUGCUUUUGGGGUUUUGCUAUUAGAGCUCAUUACAGGACGAAUGGCUUUAGAUAGUUCACAACAAAGCCUUGUGAUGUGGGCCAAGCCUUUGAUCAUGAAGAAUAGCAUUAAAGAGCUUGUUGAUCCAACUAUUGCUGGGGCCUAUGACUCAGAAGAGAUGAACCGUGUGGUCUUGACAGCUAGUAUGUGUAUACAUCAGGAUCCAGAGGAACGACCUCAAAUGAGUCAGGUUUUGCAGAUUCUGAAGGGUGAUGAAAGCAUUUUGCAGCAGAUCAAACUACGCCAGAACUCGAGACUUCAAAGCUCAUACUCUGAGGAACCCUGUGAUCCAGACGAAACCAAUCCGGCCACAUAUUUGAAUGAUCUCCAUCGACAUAUGGAGGUUGUUUUAGGCCAUCAUGACGAAGGUUAAGCCUCUUCUGUAGUUGUCGAUGAAGUUUCAACACAUGGGUGCUGCAGAGGUGCCAUGACUGGAACUUGAUCCUUCCAUGAAUCAAUGACUGAUUCAUGGUUUAGUUUCGAACGACAUAAUGCUGUGUUCGACUCAUCGAUGAACCCUGGACUGAGGAACUGAAUCAGUCUGGGAAGAAGAAAAUAGACUGAAACAAGAGAAGGGAAAUAGUACAGAGGAGAGAGCCAGGUUAACUUGAUUAUUUUCAAUGGCAAGUUACAUGCAUUAUUAGUAUUUCUCAAGAGAUGGAGAACUAGGAUGGCCAAAAUCUCAUGAAUGAGAUUUUAUCAGAGCCAAUAUUUGUACUAAGAUUCUUAUUUUCUCAUUUCCUCCAUGUAUUGAAAUUACCAUUUCCUCA